CGCCGCCCCCUCCCGCGGGUCCUGCGGCGGGCGGGGGCGGGGGCGACGCGCCGGGCGCCGGGAUGCGCCGGGGGCGAGGCGGGGCCGGGCAGCUCCGCGCUCCCCGCCGCGACGCUAGGUGAUGGGUCUGUCCGAAAGUGAGAGGGACAUAGCAGACAUGUGCUCAUCCAAGCCCCGGAGGCGGUACGGGUCACCACUGGAGAUCAGCCUGUCAGUGCUGGUCCUGCUGCUGACCAUCAUUGCGGUCACCAUGAUCGUCCUCUACGCCACCUACGACGAUGGCAUCUGCAAGUCCUCAGAAUGCAUCAAGUCAGCCGCCAGGCUGAUCCAGAACAUGGACGCGUCGGCCGAGCCGUGCACCGACUUCUACCAGUAUGCCUGCGGGGGCUGGAUGAAACGCCACGUCAUCCCCGAGACCAGCUCCCGCUACAGCAACUUUGACAUCCUGAGGGACGAGCUUGAGGUGGUGCUGAAAGACGUCCUUCAGGAGCCCAAAGAGGGGGACAUUGAGGCCGUGCAGAAGGCGAAGACCCUGUACCGCUCCUGUGUGAACGAGACUGUGGUCAACGACAGAGGUGGGGUUCCUCUGCUGAAUGUCCUGCCGGAUAUCUAUGACUGGCCAAUGGCGACAGAUAAGUGGGACAACCAGCCCUACAAUGCUGCCUGGACAGCAGAGAAGUCUAUGGCCCAACUCAGUUCUAAGUAUGGAAAGAAAGUCCUGAUCAACCUUUUUGUCGGCACCGAUGACAAGAACUCCUCAAGCCACAUAAUCCACAUUGACCAGCCGCGGCUCGGGCUGCCGUCCAGAGACUACUACACAUGCAGCGGGGUGUACGCAGAGGCGUGCAAGGCAUACAAGGAGUUCAUGGUUUCUGUGGCCAUGCUAAUCCGGAAGGAAAGAAAAGUGGCGGUCGACGAGGCACAGAUCAGGAAUGAAGUGGAGACAGUGAUGCAGCUGGAGACGGCGAUUGCCAACGCCACCACCAAGGCAGAAGACCGGAAUGAUCCAAUGCUCCUCUAUAACAAGAUGACACUAACCCAGGUCAAAGUUAACUUCUCCCUGAAAGUGGACAAUCAGCCAUUCAACUGGUCCAGUUUUAUCAACGAGAUCAUGAAGACCGUGAAUAUCAGUGUUCCAGAUGAAGAGAAUGUGAUUGUUUAUGCUCCAGAGUAUUUAACCAAACUCGAGGACAUUCUUAUCAACUAUACCAAAAGAGAUGUGCAGAACCUGAUGGCCUGGCACUUCAUCAUGGACAUGGUCAACAGCCUUAGCCGGAACUACACGGAGUCCCGCAAUGCUUUCCGCAAGGCACUGUACGGCACCACCUCUGAGACGGCAGCCUGGCGGCGCUGUGCCAACUACGUCAAUGGGAACAUGGAGUCUGCGGUGGGGCGGCUGUACGUGGAGGCGGCGUUUGCUGGGGAGAGUAAACACGUGGUCGAGGACCUGAUCGCACAGAUCCGGGAAGUUUUCAUCCAAACCCUUGACGACCUCACCUGGAUGGACGCGGAGACCAAGAAGAAGGCAGAGGAGAAGGCCUUGGCCAUCGUAGAAAGGAUCGGCUACCCUGAUGAGAUCAUCUCCAACAACGACAAGCUCAACAAAGAGUACCUGGAGCUGAACUACAGGGAGGAUGAGUACUUCGAGAACAUCAUCCAAAACCUGAAGUUCGGUCAAAGCAAACAGCUGAAGAAGCUGCGGGAAAGCGUGGACAAGAACGAGUGGAUCAGUGGGGCCGCAGUGGUGAACGCCUUCUACUCCUCGGGCAGGAACCAGAUAGUCUUCCCCGCUGGCAUCCUGCAGCCCCCCUUCUUCAGUGCCCAGCAGCCCAAGUCUCUCAACUACGGAGGCAUCGGCAUGGUCAUUGGGCACGAGAUCACCCACGGCUUUGACGACAACGGCCGGAACUUCAACAAGGACGGGGACCUGCAGGACUGGUGGAGCCCGCAGUCGGCCAAGAGCUUCAAGGAGCUGUCGCAGUGCAUGGUGCAGCAGUACGGCAACUUCUCCUGGGACCUGGCCGGCGGGCAGUUCCUCAAUGGCAUCAACACUCUGGGAGAGAACAUAGCUGACAACGGAGGCCUCGGCCAGGCCUACAGGGCCUAUCAGAGCUACAUCCGGAAGCACGGUGCUGAGAAGCUGCUCCCCGGGCUGGACCUUAACCACAACCAGCUUUUCUUCCUGAACUUCGCCCAGGUGUGGUGCGGGACCUACCGGCCAGAGUACGCCGUCAACUCCAUCAAGACAGACGUGCACAGCCCAGGGAACUUCAGGAUCAUCGGGACCCUGCAGAACUCCCCUGAGUUCUCCCAAGCCUACAACUGCCACAGUCGUGACUACAUGAACCCCACCAAGAAGUGCCGAGUGUGGUGAUCUUGGGGCCCGUGCCCUCGGCUGGACUCGUCCUGGGCCCCAUGGGGCUCCAUCCCCCUGGAGUACCGUGUGUGCAGGGACGCCGAGCUGACGUGGCGGGAAAGCGGGGGGCCGUGGCCAGUGUGGCUCAAGUCUCUGCAGACACUGGCACAAGUCUCUGCAGACACCCAGUUCCCGUCCCUCGAUGCCUCCUGCCGGCCGGCCGCGCCUCUGCCCGCCAUCCACGUGGUCAGGGGACACUCCACCCGAGGAAGACGCAGAGGCUGAACCUCACCAACGGGGCAGGCGGGGCUGGUGCUGACGAGACCUGGGAUAUCAUCCCUGAGCAGCCGAGCGCCCCCAACCUUGCAGAGGCCACUGCUGGCCGACGGGCAGCGCCCAGGCUGCACUCCGAGGGUCACCCCGGCACUCACUGCCCCUUCCCAGCUAAAGGCCUCUGACGGCUUCCUGCGGGGUCGGCUCAGAUGGAUCCCGGAGUCCUGUGGCCCCUACGGU
Molecule: messenger RNA, 2869 nt
Organism: Sorex fumeus (smoky shrew)
Lineage: Eukaryota; Metazoa; Chordata; Mammalia; Eulipotyphla; Soricidae
Gene: MME
Product: membrane metalloendopeptidase
Exons: 23
Coding region: 122-2374 (750 amino acids)
Biological process (GO): amyloid-beta clearance; protein processing
Cellular component (GO): plasma membrane
Molecular function (GO): metalloendopeptidase activity
Source: RefSeq, a predicted model, not a curated record